AUGCCGCCCAAGCAGAAAGAGCCUCCAAAACAAAAGGAGCCUAUUCACCUUCCUCCAACUUUAUCGCAACCACCUCCAUCUCCCUCAGCAAAGCGACCUUUACCCGAAAAUUCAACAGCCUCGCCUGCCAAACGCCAAAGCAAGUGGAGUCCCGAUGAAGAUGCAAUUAUCAUCAAUCUUCGAGGGCGUGGCCUGAAGUGGGAAGACAUUUCAAAAAAUUUGCCUGGAAGGUCUGCAAUUUCGUGUCGUCUUCAUUAUCAAAACUACUUGGAACGCCGAUCUGAGUGGGACGAGGAGAGAAAAGACCGGCUGGCUCGUCUGUAUGAAAGAUUUAAACAAGAGAUGUGGAGCCAGGUUGCGAAGGAAAUGAAUAUCCCCUGGCGAGCAGCUGAAAAUAUGCACUGGCAGUUAGGUGAAAAGGAAAUGGCCAGGCGUGCUGGUGUUGUACCAUUCUCCCAAAGCUCAGUUGCACUCGAUGUCCCUCCGAAAAAAACGAGUCCGCGCCGAAGCCCAACCCCCGAGGGGCCGGAUGAAAGACCAUCUUCGGGACCUUCUGCGCCUCCAGUGGAAGCCGGUCCCAUUUUAGGAAAAGAAGAUACUACCAAGUAG
Molecule: messenger RNA, 609 nt
Organism: Morchella importuna
Lineage: Eukaryota; Fungi; Ascomycota; Pezizomycetes; Pezizales; Morchellaceae
Exons: 2
Coding region: 1-609 (202 amino acids)
Biological process (GO): regulation of DNA-templated transcription
Cellular component (GO): nucleus
Molecular function (GO): RNA polymerase II cis-regulatory region sequence-specific DNA binding; DNA-binding transcription factor activity, RNA polymerase II-specific
Source: RefSeq, a predicted model, not a curated record